Messenger RNA from Talaromyces marneffei, 765 nucleotides. RefSeq lists its product as uncharacterized. Lineage: Eukaryota; Fungi; Ascomycota; Eurotiomycetes; Eurotiales; Trichocomaceae. Gene Ontology annotation, biological process: mRNA splicing, via spliceosome. The transcript is spliced from 4 exons. Gene Ontology annotation, molecular function: U1 snRNA binding. The coding region runs from base 1 to 765 and encodes 254 amino acids. The record is from RefSeq and is a predicted model, not a curated record. Gene Ontology annotation, cellular component: U1 snRNP.
AUGGCAGCUGUAGCUGCAUCAAGCUCCGGGAAUCCUCCCAAUCCUACGGUUUAUGUCCACAAUUUAGAAGAGCGCGUCAAAAUCGAUGAUUUGAAAGAAGCCCUUACCGAAAUUUUCUCCGAAUACGGCACUAUUCUCGAGAUUGUCGCAAAGAAGAAUUUAAAGGCAAAGGGGCAGGCUUUCAUCGUGUUCGAUAAUGUUGAGUCCGCACAGCGAGCCAUCGAGGAGGUCAACGGGUUCGACUUGCUCGGCAAACCUAUGUCUCUCGACUUUGCGAAAACUAGAAGCGAUGCUACGGUUCUGAGGGAAGGUGGUUCAGAUGAGUUGGAAGUUCACAAGAGGAAGAGGUUGGCUGAGAAAGAGCGAAAACAAGCCCAAGAAGCUCUCGAAGCACAGAAGAAAUUGAAGCGCCCCGCCGGAGUACCUGUACCAGCGGAAGCCGGAAGACCAGCAAAGGCAGCUCGUGGCACUGGCCUCAAGCCUACCACUGGAGCAGCCACUGCAGUUGUCCCAGACGAAUACCUACCUCCAAACAAGAUCCUCUUCUUACGAGAAUUGCCAGAAGAUGCCGACGCUGAUAUGCUUACAAGUAUAUUUGGUCGUUUCGAGGGUUUCCGUGAAGUGCGUCUAGUGCCAGGCCGCAAGGGUAUUGCUUUCGUCGAAUAUGAAAAUGAAACGGGGGCUAUCAGUGCGAAAGAAGCGACAUCUGGUAUGCCGAUGGGACCCAAUGCAAAGCCUAUUCGUGUGACAUACCAGAGACAAUGA